This is a messenger RNA of Peronospora farinosa, 1164 nucleotides long. The record is from the annotation of a GenBank genome assembly. NCBI's taxonomy places the organism in Eukaryota, Oomycota, Peronosporomycetes, Peronosporales, Peronosporaceae.
AUGCUGGGAAAAAAGGCCUUGGAGGGCAUUGCCGCGUACAAGUACAAAGCGGGGUCGUACACGUACUUGGAUAAUGUGCUAAAUCACUUUUGGACCUACUCGGUUCAAUUUUUACCAUUUUGGAUGGCGCCCAAUCUAGUCACGAUGAUAGGCGCGGGUGUUAUGAUGUUCACGACAGUGGUGCAACUCUACUACGCGCCGCAUUUCUCCGAGAUUUGUCCCACUUGGGUCUACAUCUUAUCAGCUUUGGGGCUAUUCUUUUACCAGACGAUGGACGCGCUGGAUGGCAAACAAGCGCGUCGCACGGGCGCGUCGUCCCCGCUGGGACAACUUUUUGAUCAUGGUUGUGACGCCUUGUGUACGAUCUUUAAUGUCCUGAGUGCUGCUGCCACGUGUCAAGCCGGUGCUGGCUUGCGUGCGUACGUUGCGUUGUCGUCCGUAUCCAUCACAUUCUAUCUGGCACAAUGGGAGGAGUACCACACGGGCGUGAUGAGCUGUGGUAAUGGUUUCUUUGGCGUUACAGAAGGGCAGUUAACGUUGGUGGCAGUCCACUUGACUGCGGCGUUCUUUGGAGCCGGCUUUUGGACAACGGAGCUGGCAGUAUUCUCCGUGACCAUGACGGACGUACUGAUUAGUUCACUCGUCGCAAGCAACGUCUUACUAGCGUACGGCAAUAUCUUUAAUGUGUUGCGGGCGGCUCCAGACGCAAUUCCAUCUGAUGAACUGGGCAACAAGCACAUAUCAAAACCGAUUGCUCUCGUCCAGUUGAUCCCAAUUGGUAUUCUUUUGGCUUUGGGCUCCCUCUGGAUUUGUGGUCCUGACGCGGAGAACUACGAACACUACCCUGUCUUGUUCUUGUUCCCUAUUGGCAUCGGCUACGUGUAUUUCUCGACCCGAAUGAUCAUGAGCCACAUGUGCAAGAUCCCGUUCACUCCUCAGCUGCGUGUAAUUAUCCCGUUCGGCUUUGUUAUCUUCAACGCCUACGUGCGAAUCUUCUCAAAGCCGGUUAUCCCGACCAUUGUGGCUUCAUCACUGUAUGUGGUAUUCAUCGUGCUCGUUUACCUGCACUUCGUCAUUGGUGUGGUCAAGGAUAUUUGCAACUUUCUCAAUAUCUUCCUUUUUAAGAUCAAGCCGGUGGUAACGAGCAACAAAAAAGUAGACUAA